Messenger RNA from Culicoides brevitarsis, 1309 nucleotides. RefSeq names its product sorting nexin-20 (gene Snx21). Gene Ontology annotation, biological process: protein transport. The transcript is spliced from 2 exons. Gene Ontology annotation, molecular function: phosphatidylinositol phosphate binding. Gene Ontology annotation, cellular component: early endosome membrane. The record is from RefSeq and is a predicted model, not a curated record. The coding region runs from base 288 to 1184 and encodes 298 amino acids. NCBI's taxonomy places the organism in Eukaryota, Metazoa, Arthropoda, Insecta, Diptera, Ceratopogonidae.
AGCUUUGUUUACGUUUUUUGUUCCUGAUAAAACAAUUCGACACUCUCCGACAAUUUUUUGACAAAAACUCACGAAACUCUUCAAUUAAAAGAACAAAUUUACCAAAACUGACUAUUUAAGCGUAGCUGUAAGAUAUUUUUCUGUCAAAAGUGCCGUCAAUAUAAUUAAGGUCGAUAAAUUAAGGGGAUUUUCAUUGUCAACAAAGAAAGUAAUUCAUUACAGUGCAUCCAGCAGUCAUAAAGUCGCAUCAUCACGACGAAUCUGACGAAGAUUUGCCACGAGAAGCAAUGGAAACUGAAGUGCCAUCAAACACGGAAGAGCUUGGGGUCGAAGUAACAUCUAACGAAAGCAAUAACGUCGAAGAAACGACAAUUUUUCGGCGUACGGAUCGUCGUCCCGUGAAAAAAGAUGCCUUCAAUACGAUUUUUGAAGUUUUAUCUGCACGAAUUUUGCCACAAGCGGAAGGCAGCAAAAAAUUCGUGUUGUACAUGAUUCACGUACGAAUGGAAUGCACAGAGCCCGAAUCGAAAGACACGGCAACCAUUGAGCGUCGUUACACGGAUUUACUGAAUUUGUAUGAAAACCUGAAGAAAGAUCACGCCGCACUUUUAAACGACGUGACAUUCCCCAAGAAAAAGUUAAUUGGAAAUUUCUCACCUGAUCUCAUCGCGGAGCGUGGAAAAGCGUUUGAAACAUUCCUCGAUUAUAUCGUUACAGUGUCAGCGCUUCGUGAUUCCCCGUAUUUCUUGGAAUUCAUUCAAGGAGACGAACUUAAACGAGCUUGUGCGUUGCUCGAUGAACGUCGAAAUGAACAAGCUGUGACAAUUCUCGAGAAUUGCUUCCGUAUUUUGAACAAAAUUUAUCUUGACAAAUCCAAACAGGUGCUUUUACUGUUGUGUCGUCUCGUUGCGGCAUGCACAUCAUCGCCAAUUGUCUUGGCUUCGGCAGAACAAUGGGCAACUUUGGCAUUGCGACGCUUCGAACAUGUAUCGGAUGUUGAAACGCUCGUUUUGUAUAUCCCCCUGUUACAAACGUGCGUUGCUUUGUACAAUCAAAUGGGCAAAGAUAGUGCCGUUUUGGAAGAAAGACUUGCUGAAAUGGGCAAAAGAGGUAUUAAAAUUAAGGGAACUUUGACGUUACAACAAACUAUUCAUGCGAUGGACCCACGAAGCGAAACUGCCUAACAAAUUUUCAUCGCUGUUACAUGAAUUUUUCGUUAUACAAACAAAAAUAAAACAUGACAAAGAUGCUUCUAACUAAUAAUAUUAAGUUUUACCCAAUAAAGUCUUUAUUAUCUUAUUAUAAAUAU